GAGACCGUCACAAACGCUCCGAAGCCCGGCCCUAUAGAGUCUCAUUCACUCCGCCGCUGAUCACCAUCACCGUCAUCAUCGUCGUCAUGCCUUCGCGAUCCAAGAAGAAGAGAACAAUGAAGCGCAAAAAGGAGAGGACCAACCACCAAACUCCAACUAACUCCUCUUGUCCUCAAGGCAACGGGACAAGUGGCGACCAUGAUGACAGCAGCGACCACCCGUUAACUGACGAGGAUUUCUCACCAAGAGCUUCUAUGGAAGCCAAGCCCGAGCACGAGCACGAGCACGAGCCCGAGCACGAACCCGAGGCCGAUCCGGAGUCCGCAGUUAGUGAGGAUGCAUCUGCGGUUCCGAUCGAGCAGCCAACCGUUUCGGAAUCGGAGCAAACUGAAGUAACUACCGCAGUGCCAUUGGAGGUUUUGCAGGAAUCUUCUGCUCAUCGGGAGGUUAGGGAAAAGAGUGGUGAAGGAAGCUUGUACAGUGAGAGGGCUGAGAUUCCAGUGGCUAUUUCUCGGGACACUCCUGCUACGGGACCUGCCCCGCUGUUAGAGCGCCGUGCUUCGUGGUGGAACUGUUGCGGCUUGCUUGAUGUUUUUAGGGGAUCCCAAAGUUAAUGUAGAUGUGCCAAAGAUUCAAUCUGUAGUAGAAA
This is a messenger RNA of Phalaenopsis equestris, 649 nucleotides long. RefSeq lists its product as uncharacterized. The transcript is spliced from 4 exons. The record is from RefSeq and is a predicted model, not a curated record. The coding region runs from base 87 to 614 and encodes 175 amino acids. NCBI's taxonomy places the organism in Eukaryota, Viridiplantae, Streptophyta, Magnoliopsida, Asparagales, Orchidaceae.